AUGGCCUCCGUAUCUGGCGAAAAUAUGAGGAAAUGGCUGUCCAACCAUCCGUCGUUCAUCGAGCGAUGGCUUGACGAUAACCCACAAGCAGUUGGAAAAUGGGUGUUGAAAAAUCCAGAAAAACUGGUGGGUGUUUUGGAAGCUAGUCCCGAUCGCUUGGAACAGCUUAUUGAAGCUAAUCCGCAAAUCAUGGAAAUUUAUUCCCAGCGGAGACGAAAUAGAGUCUCUAUACAACGAUCUGCCACUGUUUAUCCCAGAUCUGAUGAACGUACCAAAGAAAGGGCACAGAAAGACACUCAAAAUAAUGGCGAAACAAUUAACGAGGGAACUCCGAGAAAGAGAUCACAAUCUAAACAAUUUCUACGCCAGGAUUUUGCACGUUCCAAGGCAAAAAGCUAUUUACAUGCCAGUGAGCCUGCUUUGGAGUCAGAUGCCUCGUCGGAAUACCGUAGAUGUAAACGUUACCCUCUUCGUCGAUAUUCAUCUCUACCUCCUGGUCCCAUAAAUGCGUUAAGCAUCCUUUUAGAGUCUAAAGUCAGGUUACCGCACCACACUACGUUAGACAGGGAUCGAAAACUUGAACUCAAGUCUAAAAACGAGAAGGAGUUCUUCCUGGAACUUGUUAAGGAUAUAUCUCAUGAUCUGGAUUUAAGACGACUUAAUUCAAAAAUCAUCACGAAUGUAAGUCUUCUUCUUGAUGCUGAACACAGCACUUUAUUUUUACUAGAGGGACCAAAAGGCAAAGAAACAUUGGUGAUGCAUUCGCCAUGCUCUAAUUCAAGCUCUCCGAUUUUCUUUUCUAAACUACAAGACAAUGAACAGAAUAGCAAUCCUAUACACAUAACACUGGGUGAAGGCACUGUUGGAAAAGUUGCAGUCUCAGGGUAUCCUAUUAUUCUUACAAAUGUGGACAAGGAUCCUACAUACGAAGAAGCAUUUCAUCAAUGCGGAGUAUAUCAAGUGAAGUCGUUGAUGUGUAUGCCAAUCAAAAACAGCGAGGAUGGUAUAAUUGGUGUGGUUGAAGUAAUCAAUAAAAACCCGGAUGGAGGCAAAUUCAGUCGAGACGACAGUAAGUUAUUGGAAACCUAUUUGACUUUCUGUGGGAUCGGUAUCACUAACGCACAAGUAUUCAGGAAUUAUAUGAAAGAGUACGACAGAAAUAGAGCGUUGUUAGAAGUUGUACACGAUUUAUUCGAGGAGCAAACGUCAUUAGAAAACGUGGUUCAAAAAGUCAUGCAGCGGGCCCAGACGCUUCUCAAGUGUGAACGAUGCUCUGUAUUACUACUCAAAGAUCCAACUGAUGCGUUCAAUUGGCCACUGAGAUCUCGUUUAGGAAUGUUCGAAAUGACAACAGCAGUUAAUGGCCACUCUGAUACAAGUUACAGUACCGGGGAAGUCAAGCUAAUCAAUGGUGUUGUGAAACACGUGGCGGAAACUGGUGACACGUUGAAUAUCAACGACGCACAAAAUGAUCCAAGAUAUGAUUCAGAUCAAGACAAUGAUUCGGGAUUUCGUACGCGGUCCAUUCUUUGUAUGCCAAUCAGGGACAAUAAGUUCAGAAUAAUAGGCGUUGCUCAAAUCGUGAACAGAACAGAUGGAUGUGUGUUUGACGAUAACGAUGAACAAUUGUUUGAGGCUUUCACAAUAUUCUGUGGUUUGGGGAUCAAUAAUACCAUAAUGUACAAUGAAAUGUCUAAGGCGGUCGCUAAGCAGAAAGUUGCUCUUGAGGUAGUGUCAUACCACGCAUGCGCAACACAGUAUGAUGUUGAGAAGUUACAG
Saccoglossus kowalevskii is the source of this 1779-nucleotide messenger RNA. Its product is annotated as dual 3',5'-cyclic-AMP and -GMP phosphodiesterase 11A-like. Gene Ontology annotation, biological process: signal transduction. Gene Ontology annotation, molecular function: 3',5'-cyclic-nucleotide phosphodiesterase activity; protein binding. The record is from RefSeq and is a predicted model, not a curated record. NCBI's taxonomy places the organism in Eukaryota, Metazoa, Hemichordata, Enteropneusta, Harrimaniidae.